CAGGGCAACAACAGAGGCAGAAAUCAUAGCUCUAACCACACAGCAGACUUUCCCCACAGCAGCAGAGAUUAAAAAAUAACAAGCAAGGAUUGUGAGAAGCAACGCCCAAGUGACUCUGAGUUCCACGUUUUAAUACAUUGUUCUCCAGCGUGUGGUAAUUACCACAAACUACAUAAUGUCUCAGGCGUUGCUUAAGGUACGAGCGCUGGUGACGGUGGUGACCUCUGAAGCUGUGUUGGUAACAUUAGCCCAGCUGGUGACUUUGGCACAGCUGGUGACCCUGGCGCAGAUGGUGACCUUUGCUCUGCUGACAACAGCACAGUCUCUCCAGAUAACACCGUCCUUCGGUACCAGCGGAGGCAUCAUUCCUCUGUUCUCACCUUCCUUGUUGUACGACCAGAAGUCAGCAGCUUCGUCCACAGCUAUGGAAGUGGCCGUGCCUGCACCAGACCAGGCUCGGCGGCGUUCAUCUUACCGUUCAGCAGAUACCGGUCAGAUCAAGAAAGCUUCAGACUUCAGUGGAAUAUCUACCGGCUUCAGUCCCAUUGAAUACCCCGAGUUUAUUACCAACUCCACCAAGUUUGACCAAGCUUCCCAGAAAACUUUCUUUGGCACAGAGGAAGAGUCGUCCAGUUACGCCUAUCCAGAGACGAGCUCCAGAAACAACAGUAAUCGCUUCUUCAACUUCUAUUCAGAUUCUCAGACCUUUGAUUUGGGCAUUAGCUUCACUGUGCCGUUCCUCUCCAUCCCGACAUCGUCACUGAUGAACCUUAAGGAUAGCUUGGGCUCCACCACCGGCACGGCUCUCAGCUCCCUGAUGUCAAUCAACUGGCCUUCUGUCAUCUCAAUAGGUGCAGCUGUGCUGCUGGCUGCCCUCCUCCUGCCACAGCUGGCUUCUCUGCUUACAAACCUGGUCUCGGGAUCAACUGAAUACAAUACCCCGUACACUGGCUCUUAUGGACGCAAUAUUGAAAGAGGUGGUGUGUUGCCAGUGGCACCUUUCACAUCUCUGCUGCACCAGCUGGACGACGCACUCGCCCAGUACGACCUGGAUUCAACUUCUUGCAUGCAACGCGCAGCCUGCAACUACGUGGCAGAGUCUGAAGCCAGCGUCAAAGAAGGUGAUGCUGACUCUAUAGAGAUGAUCGUCUCUGGUAUCGCUAGGAACAAGUGGCUGCAGACACUGGUUGGUAAAACCUUCCUGACGGAGGCUGUGGAGACGGGGCGCUCAGGUGACAAUUGCCAACUUCAGUAUCCUAAAUGCCCUUUCUCCCUCACUGGAGUCCUCAGGUUCCUGGCCACCUACGCCUCCCUCGCCACCUGAGGAACCUUUCUCACUAGUGCACUCAUGGUUCCUGGCCGCCUACGCCUCCCUCGCCACCUGAGGAACCUUUCUCACUAGUGCACCCAUGGUUCCUGGCCAACUACGCCUCCCUCGCCACCUGAGGAACCUUUCUCACUAGUGCACUCAUGGUUCCUGGCCGCCUACGCCUCCCUCGCCACCUGAGGAACCUUUCUCACUAGUGCACUCAUGGUUCCUGGCCACCUACGCCUCCCUCGCCACCUGAGGAACCUUUCUCACUAGUGCACUCAUGGUUCCUGGCCACCUACGCCUCCCUCGCCACCUGAGGAACCUUUCUCACUAGUGCACUCAUGGUUCCUGGCCACCUACGCCUCCCUCAUCACCUGACGAACCUUUCUCACUAGUGUACUCAGAUUCGUGGCCACCAUCUAAGACAGGGUUAGGGUAGGUACAUGAUGUACUGAAACAUACACCUCGCGGUGUAUGCUUCAGUGCAUCAUGAAACCCUCAUGAAUUGUGUAUACAUAAUAACUUACAAGAAAAAUGUAUGAUUACUGUAUGAAUUUAACUUGCAUCUAUAAUACAUAGGUUUAGCUAAACUAGUUAUGUAUAUACACGUUUAAACACUAUACAUAUUCUACCUUGGAAAUAUUUUCCACAAUAUUUAAGUCACCCAUAAUUUAUAAGCAUAAUCCUUAGAAUUCCAGUGAAAGGCUCACGUUUCAAUGAAUCGGAGGCACUCUGCCCUUCCUCGGAUCAACCCUGAUUACCUCCCAUUUCCCAGGUGUGUUAUGACCCCUACAGAUUUAGUUCUUCCCAUAUAUAUAAUCAUAAAAAUAGUAAUAAUCAUUUUAAUUUCCUCUGUAGAAAACGAUAUCUAAAAUUUUAUGGGUAACAGUAACAUUUUUCUCUGUUCCAGUGAGUUAAGGUAAGGUAAAAUUUCGCUCGGAUUUUUAACCCCUGAGGGUUAGCCACCCAGGAUAACCUAAGAAAAGCAGUGCGUCAUUGACUGUCUUAUUUUCACUGGGGGUCCUUUAUCUUGUCCCCCAGGAUGCGACCCACACCAGUUAACUAACACCCAGGUACCUACUUUCUAGAUGAACAUAACAGGUGUAAGGAAACGCGUUCAAUGUUUCCACCCCGCCGGGAAUCGAACUCGGAGACGUAGCGUUGGAAGCGAGAGCUUUGCCAGCCAGGCCACGGGGCUCCCAGCUAGUACGUUUAUUCAGGUAUACACAAAUACAUUUACAUAGAAUAUCAAACAUAGCAGCAUAUGUGUAGGCAACCUAGGAUAACCCAAAAAAGCCAUUGGGGUCCUAUUGUGGGUCGCAUCCUGGGAAACGAGAUUAACGUAGACUGCUCUAAAUGCUCUACAUAACUAGGGACUUUCUAUAUAGUAUGUCAAUAAUGUCAGCUAGGUCUGUAGUAGUUGUAUCAUGUACUUUUAGAUAUAAAGAUUAUUAUAUUUUCAUUAUAUCGCAGUCUUUGGGGUUUUCUUUCCGUAGAUUUAUGUGAAUACAUCUGCAAUUUCCUGCGGACGCCAGAUAGGGUGCUCAUCUGUUUAUCGUGGCAGGGUUGAGUCUCUCUUACUGACCCCAUUCUAUCUGCUGGCUAUCUGCUGUUAGGGUGGCCCGGUGGCCUGGUGGCUAAAGCUCCCGCUUCACACACGGAGGGCCCGGGUUCGAUUCCCGGCGGGUGGAAACAUUUCGACACGUUUCCUUACACCUAUUGUCCUGUUCACCUAGCAGCAAAUAGGUACCUGGGUGUUAGUCGACUGGUGUGGGUCGCAUCCUGGGGGACAAGAUUAAGGACCCCAAUGGAAAUAAGUUAGACAGUCCUCGAUGACGCACUGACUUUCUUGGGUUAUCCUGGGUGGCUAACCCCCCGGGGUUAAAAAUCCGAACGAAAUCUUAUCUUAUCUUAUCUUACUGGGUUCACUCCUGGUUACGUGAGCCCUGUCAUACCUAUUCUUAAAGCUAUAUAUGGAUCCUGCCUCUCCUAUUUCAGUAAGUCAUUCCACUUCCACGACAUAUUUCGCUUUUUCCUCCCUUAAACAUUUUACUGGAAAAUCAGUGUACAUUGUCAUUUCAAUACAUGUAGUGUACUGCCUUGGAACAAGAGUCCUUCCUCGCCUACACUGCCCCACCCCGUUCUCACCCUCGCUAAGUACUCGGAGGUUGAGGGAGAGAUCAAACCAGGGACGUAGGAGCCUCAGGUUCUCUUCCUCACGGUCACCUGUCCACUUCUCUUCUCCUUAACCUCACCAUCUGUGCUACAACUCCUCAGAGUGAACCUCUUGGCACUACUCCCUCUGGAUCACCAGCAGGGUCUUGUCCAGAACUGGAAACUCAGGUGCCCAGCAAUACACCUCAACUCUCACAGCAACUCACCCUAGACCCACCAAGGCUGAAGUAACUGUACUUCACGUUAUCCUUAUUCCUUAAUAAUACCUCCUUUCUCGUUCUUCGUUAUCCCUUCUCCGCCUCCAAACUCCUGACGAUUCGUAAAAUAAACACAGUAUGCACAAAUAACCCCCAGGUUAAUCGUGUAUCGUUCCAGUAACUGUAUUGUGCCUUUUUUGUUAUUUAAACAGUGUGAUCCACACUUUCAGGUAUAACUAGUUAUCUAAUAGUUAUAAUUCAUAACCAUAAUUUUUAAAGGAGUGGAUUGGUAGGCCAGCGAAAGGCCUCUGUCACAUGACCAAAAGCUCCAGCUACGGAUCAUCAUUUGACUAAGACCUUCGUCAGGAAGCAUUUGUUUCCUGACAAACCUUACCUAACCUAAUCUAACUUAUAAGUCAGCACUUCAGUAAAAGAAGUCGCUAUCUCUAGAUGGAGUGACUUUUUGUGGGUUAUCCUAUGUAAUUUACACAUGUGUUACUAUGUGUGAUAAUUAUACUUGUGUACAUGUACCUAAAUAAACUUACCCUCUGCUCAUAAAUUCAAUAAUCUCUCAGCUCACAGCUAAAAUGUUUAUGAACUGUUAUUAAACAAGUGGUGGUUGUUAAACCAGGUCUUCCUCGCAGCCCCUUUCCUACCCUUAAAAAAAAACUGACUACCUUAAAUUUAUUAUUUUCAUUCAAAACCUUAAGUCUAGAAAUCCCUUUAAGCUGCAGUUAGAGAAAAUAUCUCAACAGACAUAAAAAUUUUUACUUAUUUAACAUGUGGUUAUUACAACAGGAAGUAUUCCUUACAUCCUUCAUUAUCCCUCCGCCUCCACACAGACUACCUACACCUCCUUCCCGCCACAUCCUGCAAGAAUUGCCAGCACCCUUUUCUGAUGGGUGGGUUUAUCACUGGGUUAGGCGGGCAAUAAAACUUUUGUCAGCAUUCACACGUUAUAAAUUAUUUACCCUUCCAUCUUAAUGUUGCACCACUACAUUAGCAUCUUCACUCCUGUAGCAUCAAGCCUUCAUCACAUCCCCUCAACCUCCCCCAUCGCACCUCCACCUCUCUAUCACCACUUCUCUCACCAUCACCCAUGCUCCUCGCUCCACACUUCAAAAGAUCAUAGCUAACCCUUUAUAAGCUAGUUAUUUAUUGGAUAUCUGGCAGUUGCCUCUUAGAAGGAUAAGACUCAAGUGUCGUCUCAUCCUUUCCUGCCUUCAAAUAUUUUAAUCAUACCUCUUAGGUCUUAUUUCCUUGUAGACCUAACAAUCCUUUACAUUAUAUUUUAAAUGACCUUUUCCAAAUUUAGGACUUAAUUUUAAAUGAAUUCUUGCUAAUUGACCAGUUUUAUCUAUUCGGCACGACAUGUAUAUAUAAAGACAUUACUUUCUCUAACUCCACCCUCCAUCUCCUCCACCGCCCCUACCCUCCUACGCCUCCGCCACCUCCCUCCAUCUCCUACCAUUAUUACUACUAUUACUAUAACUCUAGCCAUACCUUAAGAUUUUUUUCAUAUAUAUUUUACCAUAUACUAUAACGGUUACAUCUAGUCCCUUCUCCGCGUAUACAUCAUAUUACGUUCGCAAAGACUAUCCUAGAUUAUGUAUAGAGUAUAGACACACUAGCUCUUGGUCCUGGAUGAAAGAAGAGUCCUGGAGUUUACCUGGAGUUUACCUGGAGAGAGUUCCGGGGGUUAACGCCCCCGCGGCCCGGUCUGUGACCAGGCCUCCUGGUGGAUCAGAGCCUGAUCAACCAGGCUGUCUUAUAGGAAUCUUAUGGGAUAACUUUUAUUUGCAUAACAAAGGUAUAUUUUUCCUAACAAGGUAUAUCAUUUUUAUUUUUCCAACUUGCUGUUUGCAGUCUAAGCCAUACAAAAAACUCAGAUAUGUAUAAACCAUUUAUAGUAAUAAAAUA
Molecule: messenger RNA, 5604 nt
Organism: Cherax quadricarinatus
Lineage: Eukaryota; Metazoa; Arthropoda; Malacostraca; Decapoda; Parastacidae
Source: RefSeq, a predicted model, not a curated record